GUCAGCCCGUCCUAUGACGUCACCUUUCAUUCCUAACCAACAAGUUGUCAAGAACGCUACAGUUUUAGCAAGGAGGACUCAGACCAGGAUGAUCACAUUUACUGUGUCAGGAGUGAUAAUCAGAGUUUUCAUAUGGACAUACUAAAGUUUCAACUAUGCAUGUCCCUCCACUUCUAAUGUGAACGUGUCGUCCCAGACUGAGAGACUGAAAACAACUUGAUGACACAGAGAACAUGCAGGACCUCACAGUAACAGGACAAAGCCGAGUCUCGGAACGAGGCUCCAGCGGAAAGAAAACGUACAAGGUCACCUCAAACUCCUCCUAUGUGGACGAGAUGUUAUUCGGGUCGCCUAGCGACAGACGCAGAUCAAACGAGAACUCAUUCUCCACUCCAAAGUCGAAGGCGCCGCCAUUGUUGUGGUCACCGCCUGUGUAUGGGUCCAAGAGCGAAACAGGGGACAGAAGUUCUCGACCGCCAAGUGGUAGACUGAGCGGGACUGCUUCGAGAAGUGGGAGUCGCAUAAGUAGCAUGCCCAGGACAAAGAACAAAUACAGACUUGUGAAGCACACCCCAUCCUUUGUUGAUGAGGGGCUGUUUGGAUCCAAACUUGCGGAGCCAGAGUUCACAGCUCCAUGGGAGGAGAAAGACAGGCGGGGUACGCCCCUGCUGUGGUCACCGGGAACCCCCACAGUCGAGAAGAUUGCUCCAGGCCAGUCAUCGACACGGCGACCAAACUCCAGACAGUCAUCUACACUGAGAGAGAGGCCAGGGUCGGCGACGGGGGACCAACCGAUGUACUAUGAGAGCGGGGUGGAGACGCGGACGGGACGGUACAGCAGUUGGUCCCGGGGAGGGGGGAGCCGGCCGGGGAGUGCGGCCAGCGGGAGAACAAGUGCCACAGGAGUCAGGCAGGGCUGGAAGCCGUAGCUUUGUGGAACUGUUUUUGUAUUAAAAAGAUUUUAGCAUAGCUAUCCAUCGUGCCCUAUCCCCUUGGCUUCUGGGAUACAUAUUCUGGUGCCUGAUGACCUAAUAUCUUCUCUAUCAUCUCAAGGUGAGAGAUGACAGAGAAAUGUAUGGCAUUAAAAUCAUCACCAUAAUCUUGUUGUUCCAUCUCCUAAUCUAGCAGCGGGCUGCCCCAUUGGCCUCUCUUAAGUCACUAUCCGAGCAGGUUGGACGGGUUCACAGUUUUGUAGCAGAUGUUGUAUUGUUUGCAGCUCCUCUCCGGCUCCACAUGGGCUGACUGCACUUGCAGAUUUGCCCAAUUUCAACAAGUUGUCCCCAGUUUUUGACACCUUUGACCUGGCACUAUUCAGUGUUACCCACUCCCUCCAUUAAGAUGAUUCUGGGUAUCAAAUAUUUUUCUAAGCAGUGUUGGGAUCAAACUACCAAAUUGAAUACAAAAUUGUCUGUUUGAACUACGUACCAAUGCCAUUCUUACAUCAUGAUAAUUUUACAGUAGGGAGGAAUCCAGAGCUAUUCUCUAAGCACUCAGCUUUGGCCCUGGCUGUUUUUUUUUUUACGUCUUUAGACACUUUUCGUCUGGCUUUCUAUUUUGUCUCAUUUUCUGUAUAUCUGCUGGUUUGGCAGGUACACAACCCCCCCCCCCCCCUAAAAACGUUAGUGAAAUAAAACUUCUCGCUAAAAUAUGAUGGAUACCUAGCAAUAUGUAGCUUUUCUGAUACAGAAUAGGAAGUAUUUUUGGCUGAAAAUGUUAAUAAUUGUACCAUAAAGUGCUGUGUGACAUCUAACAUUAAAAAAAGAAACCAGCAAGCUGAAAAGUUGCAGACGAAACAGUGAAAUUCAGUUGUUUUUUUUUAAUGAUAAAGUUUCAUAAAUGAAGUUCGAAAUAGUGGCAAGAAAUUCAAACUAGAAGCUCUAUGGGAGAACCUUCCUGUUUGUCGUUUACUAUAUUGAAGUGUUACCAUCAUGCAUUCCAUACAUCUACUUUGUAGUAAUGUUGUAAAUCUCCACCUUUAUGUAAAUAUUGGCAGAUACAAUGUACGUGUAUAGAAUAGAGGCCUUUAUAAAGUGGUUGCAAAGGAAUAUAUUGAUCAUGACAUUGUGUUUCAAUAUACUUACUUGACCACAAGUCUUUAUUUUUAAUCAGUGACUGCAGUAGUUUGGUGCUGUUUUAAAAUGCCAUUGACAUUUUUGUUUAGAUUUUUUUAAAGCACUUCACAUGAAAACGAAGCAAAUAUCUGUCACUGUGUGUUAUUUGUGGUACAUCAUGAAUGGCUUAAAUUAUCUACUAAUUGUAGAUAUAAAUAUCAUUUGAGGCUAAAUGUUUUAUGCACUUGUUUUCUGCACUUGUUGCAUUUUGCUAAACUUUAUGGAGUUGUGUGUACUACAAGAUGAAACAUUCAAGUUGACAUAUAUUGAACUGUUUUGAAGAGGGGGGUUGACAUCAUCUUUAUUGACAUAUAAACACAACACAUUUAAAAUCAACAUACAAGAUGAGUUUAAAAGACAAAGAAACCUAGGCCGACCCCUUAAUCAGAAUAAUAACAAUUCUGGAGGGCGCAAGGUAAAACAUCAGGUGUGCAUCCGACUUUUUGAUACAUAUAGUAUUGCACAACGUUACAUAGCGUUACUAUUAGAUACAAGUGAAAUAUUGUUUUCUUCAGCUGAUAACAGUUUAAAGUGUAUAGCAAUAUUGAACCAAGUGCUUGCAAGUUUAAAAUGGAUUUUUUCCAGUUCCUAUAAUAAUUGUUCCCUGGUGUGUUGCAGAUUUUCACUUUGUCUACAGCCUUAAUCCAUUUAAUAUACUAUAUGUGUGAAAUUUCAUACAAUCCUAUCCGUAUCAAAUUUAAAAAAAAAAGACCAAAAAAUACAAAUGUAUCAUAGAGAAGUGCAGUUUAUUACACUGAUAUUUCUUCAUAGGUGCAGUAAGUUGCUAUAUAAAUAUGUUUCCUCUUUUGGGCAGCUAUGACAAAUAAAUUUUGAAACCUG
Messenger RNA from Branchiostoma floridae (Florida lancelet), 2951 nucleotides. RefSeq names its product RBPJ-interacting and tubulin-associated protein 1-like. The record is from RefSeq and is a predicted model, not a curated record. The transcript has 4 exons. The coding region runs from base 234 to 929 and encodes 231 amino acids. Lineage: Eukaryota; Metazoa; Chordata; Leptocardii; Amphioxiformes; Branchiostomatidae. Gene Ontology annotation, cellular component: nucleus; cytoplasm. Gene Ontology annotation, molecular function: tubulin binding. Gene Ontology annotation, biological process: nuclear export; Notch signaling pathway; negative regulation of Notch signaling pathway.